UCCAGUUGGUUGUUGGUUCUGUUUCUGCUGCCUUAGCCUUCUGUCAAAAAAUUACAAGAAGUACAAAAAGUUCUCAUAAAUCUUCUCUCGUGUCGCAGCAAUAAAUUUCUAUUCCGCACUUAAAUCGGAAAAUUAUAAAUUAAAAUACAACUUACAGCAAACGAGCUUGGAAGACACGUUUUCAUUAAUACUUAGCCAUGGCUCAUAUCCUAGAGAAUCAGCUUAUGAAUGCGGCUCAGCAUAUCGAACAACAAUUGGACCAGCAGUUGGAUCGUUUGGAGAGUCUGGGGACGGAUGACCUGCAGAUGAUACGCGAACAACGAAUCAAAGAAAUGAAGGAGCAAACCAAAAAGAAACAAGAAUGGUUGGCUAAUGGUCAUGGAGUUUACUCAGAGCUGGCUGAUGAAAAAGAAUUCUUUGAAGUGUCGAAAAAAUCACCAAACAUCGUGUGCCAUUUCUAUAGAGACUCAACCGAAAGAUGUCGCAUCGUUGAUAUGCAUUUGAAAAUCCUAGCUGCCAAGCAUGUUGAAGCGAAAUUCUGCAAAGUAAAUGCUGAAAAAUCACCAUUCCUCACUCAGAGACUGAGAAUCAAAAUCAUACCCACUAUUGCUUUAGUUAAGGAUAGUAAAACAAAAGACUUUAUUGUUGGCUUCACAGAUUUGGGCAAUUGUGAUGAUUUCUCAACAGAUAUGCUCGAAUGGAGAAUAGCACAAUCGGGAGCAAUUGAUUAUAAGGGAGACCUGAUAAAUCCACCGGAUUCAAAGAAAUCAACCAAGAGCUUUAUCAAUCGACCAAAAAAGGCAAUUCGUGGGGGUUAUGACUCGGAUGACUCUGACAUCGAUUUCGAUGACUAGCGGCGGUAGAUUAUCUAAGCAAGUCCGUUUCCGUGUCCCUUCCUAACAAACGCCCCCAAGUCUUAGCGAUAUAGAUACAAUCUUUUCGAUCAUUUUGAUUUCUUUUAUAAACAAGUAUACAUGCUGAAAAAAAAUAAAUUAUUAGUAAGAACAAAUAAUAAGUAAAUUCGUGUCUCACACAAUAGUUUGUAAAAGGAAUAUGAGAUAGGAACUAAAAAGAAAACUAAUUUAGAGCAAAAUAAGCAAGAAAACUAAA
Eupeodes corollae is the source of this 1110-nucleotide messenger RNA. Its product is annotated as thioredoxin domain-containing protein 9. Gene Ontology annotation, biological process: microtubule cytoskeleton organization. NCBI's taxonomy places the organism in Eukaryota, Metazoa, Arthropoda, Insecta, Diptera, Syrphidae. The coding region runs from base 198 to 854 and encodes 218 amino acids. The record is from RefSeq and is a predicted model, not a curated record. The transcript is spliced from 4 exons. Gene Ontology annotation, cellular component: cytoplasm.